Messenger RNA from Hipposideros armiger (great roundleaf bat), 8798 nucleotides. It is a transcript of the gene NUP214, whose product is annotated as nucleoporin 214. The transcript has 37 exons. Gene Ontology annotation, cellular component: nuclear pore. The coding region runs from base 119 to 6529 and encodes 2136 amino acids. Gene Ontology annotation, molecular function: structural constituent of nuclear pore; protein binding. The record is from RefSeq and is a predicted model, not a curated record. Lineage: Eukaryota; Metazoa; Chordata; Mammalia; Chiroptera; Hipposideridae. Gene Ontology annotation, biological process: protein import into nucleus; RNA export from nucleus.
GGGACCGCUGCGCGCCGUUAGCUCUGAAAGAAGGAAGUUGGAGUCGGAGCGGCCUGGGCUUUGCGGGCAAGGCCGUGGGCAGCUGCGGCUGCUGCUUGGACCAGCUGAUCCCGGCGCGAUGGGAGACGAGAUGGAUGCCAUGAUUCCCGAGCGGGAAAUGAAGGAUUUUCAGUUUAGAGCACUGAAAAAAGUGAGAAUCUUUGACUCCCCGGAGGAGUUGCCCAAGGAGCGCUCAAAUCUGCUUGCUGUGUCCAACAAGUAUGGCCUGGUCUUCGCUGGAGGAGCCAGUGGGCUGCAAGUUUUUCCUACUAAAAACCUUCUUAUUCAAAAUAAACCUGGAGAUGAUCCCAAUAAGAUAGUUGAUAAAGUUCAAAGUUUGCUAGUUCCUAUGAAAUUCCCGAUACAUCACCUGGCCCUGAGCUGUGAUAACCUCACACUCUCCGUGUGUAUGAUGUCCAGUGAAUAUGGUUCCAUUAUCGCUUUUUUUGAUGUCCGCACAUUCUCAAAUGAGGCUAAACAGCAGAAACGGCCAUUUGCCUAUCACAAGCUUUUGAAAGAUGCAGGAGGCAUGGUGAUCGACAUGAAGUGGAACCCCACUGUCGCCUCCAUGGUGGCAGUUUGUCUGGCUGAUGGCAGCAUUGCUGUCCUGCAGGUGACAGAAACCGUGAAAGUGUGUGCGACGCUUCCUUCCACCGUAGCAGUAACGUCCGUGUGCUGGAGCCCCAAAGGAAAGCAGCUGGCAGUGGGGAAACAGAAUGGAACUGUGGUCCAGUAUCUUCCUACUUUGCAGGAAAAAAAAGUCAUUCCUUGUCCUCAAUUUUAUGAGUCAGAUCAUCCUGUGAGAGUUCUAGAUGUGCUGUGGAUCGGUACGUAUGUCUUCACAAUAGUAUAUGCUGCUGCAGACGGGACCCUGGAAACGUCUCCAGAUGUGGUGAUGGCUCUACUCCCGAAAAAGGAAGAAAAGCACCCCGAGGUAUUCGUGAACUUCAUGGAGCCCUGCUACGGCAGCUGCACGGAGAGGCAGCACCAUUACUUCCUCAGUUACAUUGAAGAAUGGGAUUUAGUGCUGGCAGCAUCUGCAGCCUCAACAGAAGUUAGCAUCCUUGCCCGGCAAAGCGAUCAGAUUAAUUGGGAAUCUUGGCUCCUGGAGGAUUCGAGUCGCGCUGAACUGCCUGUGACAGACAAGAAUGAUGACUCCUUGCCUGUGGGAGUUGCCAUUGAUUAUACUAACCAAGUGGAAAUUGCCAUCAGUGAUGAGAAGACUCUUCCUCCUGCUCCAGUUCUUAUGUUACUUUCAACAGAUGGUGUGCUUUGUCCUUUUUAUAUGAUCAAUCAAAAUCCCGGGGUCAGGUCCCUCAUGAAGACACCAGAACGACUCUCAUUAGAAGGAGAGCGACAACCCAAGUCACCAGGAAGUACUCCCACCACCCCAACCUCUCAAGCCCUGCAGAAACUCGAUGCUUCGGCCGCCGCAGCGCCCGUCUCCGUUCCACCUUCGCUGCCAGCUGCUCCCGCCUCCAUCUUCUCUUUGCCUUCUGUCGUUGGGACCCCCACCGUGUUCUCCUUCGGUUCUGCAUCCUUGAAAUCAUCUGGCUCUGUCCCUGGGGAGCCCCCCCCUUAUUCCGGCGGCUCCGACAUGUCCAAAGCAGCUCUGGGCUCUGGCGCACCCGCCUUCUCGUUUGCUCCUCCCUCGCAAGCCCCCCCAGCGCCCACCCCUGCGGCCUCUCCCAUGGCACCACCAGCUGCCUCGUUUUCCUUUGCCUCAUCGGGUUUUAAACCUGCCUUGGAAAGCACACCGAUGCCAAGUGUGUCCGCUCCAAACAUCGGAAUGAAACCCUCCUUCCCACCCUUAGCCUCCACAGUUAAGGUCAACCUUAGUGAAAAGGGAAACUUACCGCACAUUCCCCAUAGACGAAACAUCCCGGAGAUGGCCACCUGCUCUUCCUUUUUCACUCCGCAGAAGAAGCCAUCACCCCCAAACGAACUACCGGGCAUUUCCUUGGCAACAAGAGGGUUUACUGCCAUGGCUGCCUCUGCUCCUGGUAACAGCCCACAGAGCGUGCCCUCCAUGCUGCCGUUCUCUUCUGCCUCCAAGCCAGCUUCGGGACCGCUCAGCCACCCCACACCCCUCUCCACGCCAUCCAGUUCCAUGUCAUCAAAGUCCGCAGUCUCUCCCUCGGCACCAGCAGGGCGAUCCGCUCAGGGCGGUCUGAGUCCAGUGCCCUCAGCGGGGCAGAAAUCGCCCAGGAUCACCCCUCCAGUGGCAAAGGCGGGCUCUCCCCAGGCAAAAUCACUUCAGCCUCCUGUUCCAGAAAAGCAGGGAUAUCAGUGGAAGGACUCAGAUCCUGUGAUGGUUGGCAUCGCGGAGGAGAUCGCACACUUUCAGAAGGAGCUGGAAGAGCUGAAAGCCCGAACUUCGAAGGCCUGUUUCCAAGUGGGCACCGCCGAGGAGAUGAAGAUGCUGCGGACAGAGUCUGAUGAUUUGCACACGUUUCUUUUGGAGAUUAAAGAGACCACAGAGUCUCUUCAUGGAGAUAUAAGUACCCUGAAAACAACUUUACUUGAGGGCUUUGCUGGUGUUGAAGAAGCCAGAGAACAAAACGAGAGAAACCGUGACUCUGGAUACCUACAUCUGCUCUAUAAGAGACCGCUGGACCCCCGGAGUGAAGCCCAGCUCCAGGAAAUUCGGCGUCUUCAUCAGUACGUGAAAUUCGCUGUCCAAGACGUGAAUGAUGUUCUAGACUUGGAAUGGGACCGGCACCUGGAGCAAAAGCGGAAACAAAAGCGCCUGCUUGUGCCAGAGCGAGAGACGCUGUUUAACACGCUAGCCAACAACCGGGAAAUCAUCAACCAACAGAGGAAGAGGCUGAAUCACCUGGUGGACAGUCUCCAGCAGCUCCGUCUCUAUAACCAAACUUCCCGGUGGAGCCUUCCCUCGGCCGUUCCCACCCAGAGCAGCAGUUACAGCUUCGACAGUGACCUCGAAAGCCUGCGUGAUGCUUUGUUGAAAACCACCAUAGACUCUCACACUAACCCGUUGUCCAGAGUACCAGCUAAACUGUCCCCUGUGAAACAGGCCCAGCUGAGAAACUUCUUGGCUAAGAGGAAGACCCCACCAGUGAGAUCCACUGCUCCAGCCAGCUUGUCUCGGUCAGCCUUCCUGUCUCAGAGAUAUUAUGAAGACUUGGAUGAAGUCAGCUCGACAUCAUCCAUCUCCCAGUCCUUGGAGAGUGAAGACGCACGGGCGCCCUGUAAAGACGAGGAUGCGGUGGUCCAGGUCGCUCGGCACGCCCCUGUGGUCCGCACACCUUCCAUCCAGCCCGGUCUCCUGCCCCAGGCAACGGCUCCUUUUGCUAAAUCCCACCUGCUUCCUGGUCCCCCGGGCGUGAUGGGAACUUCAGUGUCUACAUCUACUAGCAAAACCAUUCCCCAAGGGGCCGAUAGCACAAUGUUCGCAACAAAAACCGUGAAGCACGGUGCACCUGGUCCUUCCCACCCCAUCUCAGCUCCCCAGGCGGCCGCUGCUGCAGCCCUGAGACGACAGAUGGCCAGUCAGGUGCCAGCUGUAAGUACCCUGACGGAAUCCACUUUGAAGACUGUCCCGCAAGUGGUAAAUGUGCAGGAAUUGAAUAAUCCUUCACCAGCCUCUGCAGCCUCUGCAGCCGUUGGGUCUUCGGUGUCACACUCGACAGCCAAACCACCUCCCCCAGUGCUGACCCCGGUGGCUGCUAAUAACCAAGCCAAGCAGGGUUCGGUAAUAAAUUCCCUAAAGCUGCCUGGGCCCACACCAACCUCCAGCCAGUUGUCAUCCAGUGAUAAAGCUGCGGGACCAGGGGCAACCAAGAUAGAAACAGCUGUGACUUCUACCCCAUCUGCUGUUGGGCAGUUCAGCAAGCCUUUCUCAUUUGCUCCAUCAGGGACUGGCUUUAAUUUUGGGAUAAUCGCACCAACACCGUCUUCCAAUUUCACUGCCACACAAGGGGCCACACCCUCUGCUAAAGAGUCAAACCAGCUGGACACAUUCUCCUUCGCGGGGGGAGGCAAACCUCUGUACGAGACCCUUCCUGAAAGCUCCUCUCACUCACGAAUGACACCGUCAAGCUCCAGUGGAGCUGCCACCACUUCUGCAGGCGAGUCAGCUCCAUCAAGCAGCAGGCCUGUGGCACCUUCUGGAAUUGCUGUCUCCACCCCUUCCAGCAAGUUGGAAACUCCGCCGUCCAAGCUGGGCGAGCUGCUAUUUCCAAGCUCUCUGGCUGGCGAGACUCUGGGAAGUUUUUCAGGACUGCGGGUUCAGGCCGAUGAUUCCACAAAGCCAGCCAGUAAGGCUUCGUCCACAAGCCUCGCUAGUGCACAGCCAACCAAGACUUCACUCAUGCCCUCGGGCUUUAAUUUUACUGGCCCACCUGUGCUAGGGAAGCACACGGAGCCCCCCGUCACCCCCUCUGUGACUGCCACCACAAUAGCCCCUCCAGCAGCAGCCGCCAGCACAAGCACCAGCAGCUCCACACCUGGCAUCUUUGGCAGCCUGCCACCCACCAGUGCAGGCCCCCCUGGGGUACUCGGUUUUGGUGGGCUACCUCUAAGUGGUAGCAAGACGAGUUUUACAUUUGGAAGCCAACAGGCUGGCAGUACAGUGCCCCUGUCUGCGCCCCCACCAGCCAGCACCGCCACGUCCCUCCCAGCAUCGUUCCCCACCUUGUCAUUUAGUAGCCUCCUGAGCUCCGCAUCUGCUCCCACCCUGCCUGCGUCCUCUGCUAAAGGCGCAGAGGAGGCGGUAGCGCCAUCUGUGCCCGAGAAGCCAGGCACCAGUGAGGUCUCGGCAUCCACGGCCGCACUUCCCCAGGCUUCUCUGCAGACUCCUGACUCCGUGAAGAAAGAGCCUGCUCCUGCCCAGCCUGCAGGCAGCAGCCCCAGCACCGCCGCUUCUAGUGCCAGUCUCCCGGCACCUUCUACAGAGGCCAUGCCAGCAGCCACCGUGGUCCCUGACAUCAAGACAGAACCGACAUCUCCUUCCACCCCUGCGGUGUCUGGGCUGACUGCUGUCACCGCAGCUGCAACCCCAAGUGCAGUCCCUGUGACCACAGAAGCAUCGAGUGCCCCCACAACCUCCAGUGCUGUCCCCAGUGCCGCCCCAAGCCCCGCUACAGAGACGGCAGUGUUUGGGACUGUCACUUCGGGCUCAUCCGUCUUUACUCAGCCACCUGCUGCCAGUUCUAGCUCAGCUUUCAGCCAGCUUACCAGCAGCACAGCCACUGCCCCCUCGGCCACCCCCACGUUUGGGCAGGUGGCGGCCAGCACCGCACCAAGCCUGUUUGGGCAACAGACAGGUAGCAUAGCUAGCACGGCCACCGCAACGCCCCAGGUCAGCAGCUCAGGGUUCGGCAGUCCUGCUUUUGGCACCUCCUCCACAGGGGUCUUUGGGCAGACGACGUUUGGGCAGGCCCCGGCCUUUGGGCAGUCGACCAGCAGCCCCGCUGCGAGUGGCUUUUCCUUCGGUCAGCCUGGGUUCAGCUCCGGCCCCGCUUUCGGUCAGUCUGGGACCUCUUCCCCAUCUUCCGGCGGAAAUGUCUUUGGUGCCCCUUCGAGCACCAGCAGCCCCAGCUCGUUCUCCUUUGGACAGUCUUCUGCCAGCACGGGCGGGGGGAUGUUCGGCCAGAGCAGUCCCCCUGCUUUUGGCCAGAGCCCCAGCUUUGGGCAGGGAAGUUCUAUGUUCGGUGGCACCUCGGCCGCCACCACGACAGCAUCAUCCUCUGGGUUUAACUUUUGUCAAGCUUCAGGAUUUGGGUCUAGUAAUACUGGUUCUUUGUUUGGUCAAGCAGCCAGUACUGGCGGAACAGUCUUUGGCCAGCAGUCGUCUUCUUCCAGUGGCAGCGUGUUUGGGUCUGGGAAUACUGGAAGAGGGGGAGGCUUCUUCAGCGGCCUUGGCGGGAAACCCAGCCAGGAUGCAGCCAACAAAAACCCCUUCAGCUCGGCCAGCGGGGGCUUCGGAUCUACAACCACCCCAAAUACCUCUAACCUGUUCGGAAACAGUGGGGCCAAGACGUUUGGGGGAUUUGCCAGCUCGUCGUUUGGAGAGCAGAAACCUGCCGGCACUUUCAGUGCCGGAGGCGGGAGCGUGGCGUCCCAAGGCUUUGGGUUCUCCGCUCCAAAUAAAACAGGUGGCUUCGGUGCUGCUCCAGUGUUUGGCAGCCCUCCUACUUUUGGGGGAUCCCCUGGGUUUGGAGGGGUGCCAGCAUUCGGUUCAGCCCCAGCCUUUACAAGCCCUCUGGGCUCGACGGGAGGCAAAGUGUUCGGAGAGGGUACUGCGGCUGCCAGCGCAGGAGGAUUCGGGUUUGGGAGCAGCAGCAGCACCACCUCCUUUGGCACCCUCGCAGGUCAGAACGCGCCGACUUUCGGAUCUCUGUCCCAGCAGACUUCCGGUUUCGGGACGCAGAGCGGAGGGUUCUCUGGCUUUGGAUCGAGCACAGGAGGAUUCAGCUUUGGAUCAUCCAACUCGUCUGUCCAGGGCUUUGGUGGCUGGAGAAGCUGAGUGGGUGUCCGUGUCCCUUUCGGUUCCUGUGACCAACUGCCUUCUCAGCGCCUCUUCACUGAGAAACCCUGAUGCCGCCCUUUAAAGUGGAUGUUCUCGUUGAGACACCCCCAGAAAGAAAUAGCAGAAACCAGAGCUCUAGAGAUGCUUUCUGUUUUAUACUUCGUGUUGGUUGUCCCCUCCCCACCCCCCACCCCUGCUAUUAAACUGUUUGAUUUGUUUCCAUACACAAUGUGCGUGCGUUUUUUCAGCUAAGGAGAGAGGUUUCCUCAUUUCUGUGGCUGAGAGACCUGGGCAGCCUUCCGUUGGCCGGCAGUGUGUGACUUCAGGUGGCCCCAAAAGUGACGAGCAUGGGUAUCAGUGAACGAGGACACAGGGCAGGAGCUUCCCCGUCUUCUCAGGCUCAGGGCUCCCCACAGAGGGACAAGGUCAAGUGCUGGCCAGUCACCUUUUUGAGGCUGUACCUUGGUACCUCCUUUUUGUGACCUUUUUGCUGUUGGAUAUCAGGACGCGCAAAGUGCCAGCUUUUUGAUUGGUUGGAAGGGAGAAACUCGCUUGCUCAGGUGUCAGCAGAGUUCCAGGAGAGGUAGAGAGGUGGUGGCACCUUAGAAUGAAGGUAGCUGUGAGGCAAACCUGGAAACCAGACCAUUGAGUGAUGGGGACGGGUGUGCCGCCCUGGACAGACCCGUGAACUUGUCUUCUCGUUCAGCUCUCAGGCGCUGUGUGUUUUAUAGCUCAGCUCUUCUGCGCUACAGAGGAGGUGGGCAGCUGAUGGAGAAGACAUCCUUUAUCUCCAGUAGGUGACAGUGACAUUGGUCACCAUGCCUGGCCCGCUGUCUGUUAACCUCGGUGCAGAUAACCCUUGGGUAGACCCAGGAGUUGAGACGUUGCAUCUGCCAGCACCACGACGGAGUGUCUGCGAGGACGGCCUGGAGAGCAGGACUUGAGUCUUACGUGCCAGGGAUGCUGUGUUUUGGACCUGGGCGUGCUUUGUUUCUCGGGCCUGUGACGUGACAGUAGCUGACGAGCAAGGGCUGCCUCACGUCCAAAGUAGGUGCAAGAAUUUGUUCCUCUUCCCGGCCCAGACUCUGCCAGUGCUUCGGCCUGGUUUACGAGCAGGGAGGGUCGCAAAGGGACAGUUGUUUAGAGCUUUACAUGUUGGGAAGCUGUCUUUUGAAAUGUUUUAAUAAAAGUUUCCCGGGUGACUUAAUUUGUCACGUUACAGCCAAUGUGGCCAUGCUGGUUCUGUCGGCUUGUCAGGGUCCCCCGUGCCACAGCCUGGUCUGCUGGUCCCCCACUCUGCCAGGACCCCACACUCACAAAGCCCCAGUUUUGCGGGUUCCAAUUCGGUUGGGCUGAAACUGGGCCUGGGCACCUGCAGCGUUGAGCUCAGUGAUUUCUUCCGCUCAUCAGGAGACGAGCCUCGUAGGACAGCACUGCUAGGUGCCGGGAACCCCAAACCAGAAUUAGUGCAUGGGCGUCUCUGGUGACUUAGCUGCUCUCUGGUUUAUGAGACAGGAGUUGGGUGUCUGUCAGACUUCUAUUAAUUAGGGCAUCUGCCUCUUUCCAAGAGAUUGGACUUCGAUGUUUUAACAUGUACCUUUUUUUGAUCCUUGCGGAAUUGAAGAGCCUGUCCUCACCUGUUCUCACAUGAGGCCCCCUCAGCCAUGGGGCACAGACAGUCCCCAAGACACCCACACAGGUAGGCACGAAGUUUGUUCCUCCCAUAUGUGAGCUCCUUAGUUUGUACACGGGGGCCAUCUUGAGACAGAGGAACUCAAAUUUGGAUGGGAAAAGCUCGUGACAGAGGACCUCGCUUCAAAGAGACCACUGUGGCUAGGUAACUUCUGCCUUGGCAUGGCAUCCUGUCGACCAGCACCCAGACUGAGCCAGUCUCCUGCCUGUCUGUUUCCCCCGGAGGCGGUUUUAUAAAUAGAAUCUGGUUUGGCCUAAACCCUUGACCUCAAAUUCUCUGUGUUGCUCCUCCAUGGAGGUGGCAUGUGACAUCUGUCCAUAAGGCCAUAUCAGCUGUGCUCGGCCAGAUAACACCCCCACCACUCACUGCUGAUGCGUGAGCCCCUCUGAGUUCCUUUUUUGGGGUCGAUUACACUGGUAGGUGGUGGGGGUCAUCUCAGCAUGCAUCCCCUGAAACCCAACCUCCCAGGAUGCCGGGUAGGGAAUGCACGGUGGCUCCAGCCUGCCCAGGGAGGAGACAGCCGGGCGUGGGCCUUUCCCGGUAGGGGCGGGCGGAGGGCUGGGUGAGAGUGGG